GCCAACUCAACUCUUAACCCUCCCCUUUCAUCUCUCCUUCCCACCUCGCAAUCUCUUUUCCCUCUCUUACCCCGUCCACUAUGCUGUCGGGUAUUCUCGUCUUCAAUCAGAAAGGCGAGAACCUUAUCUUCCGUGCGUUCCGCAAUGACUGUCGUCCGCGCCUAGCAGACAUCUUCCGCAUCCAGGUCAUCUCGAACCCGCAGGUCCGCUCGCCUAUUCUAACACUAGGCUCGACGACUUUCAGCCAUGUGAAGCACGAGAAUAUUUACUUGGUUGCCGUGACGAAGAGUAAUGCGAAUGCAGCUCUGGUGUUUGAGUUCUUGUAUCGCCUGGUGUUACUGGGCAAGAGCUACUUUGGGAAGUUUGAUGAAGAGGCAGUGAAAAAUAACUUUGUCUUGAUUUAUGAGUUGUUAGAUGAAAUCCUCGACUUCGGAUACCCCCAAAACACCGAAACCGACACGCUGAAAAUGUACAUCACCACGGAAGGCGUCAAAUCCGCGAUCGUCAACUCCUCGACGGACUCCAGCCGCAUCACCAUGCAAGCUACGGGCGCACUCUCGUGGCGCCGCUCCGACAUCAAAUACCGCAAGAACGAGGCCUUCGUCGACGUGAUCGAGGAUGUGAACCUGCUCAUGUCGGCCACCGGCACGGUGCUCCGCGCCGACGUCAACGGCCAAAUCGUCAUGCGCGCCUACCUCAGCGGGACGCCCGAGUGCAAGUUCGGAUUGAACGACCGCCUCCUACUGGACGGGGACUCGUCCACGACCGACGCCCUCGACGGACGCCCCGGGAAACGCGACGGCAAGACAAAGGCGACCCGCGCGGCCGCGGGAUCAGUCACCCUCGAAGACUGCCAGUUCCAUCAAUGCGUGAAGCUGGGUCGGUUCGACGCGGACCGCAUCAUCUCGUUUGUGCCGCCGGACGGCGAGUUCGAGCUCAUGCGGUACCGCGCCACCGAGAACGUCAACCUGCCCUUCAAAGUGCACCCGAUUGUGCGGGAAAUCGGGACCACCAAGGUCGAAUACAGCGUGGCCAUCAAGGCCAACUACAGCUCGAAGCUGUUUGCGACCAACGUGGUGAUUCGGAUCCCGACGCCGCUGAACACCGCAAAGACGACGGAACGCACGAGCCAGGGCCGCGCCAAGUACGAGCCCGAACACAACAACAUCGUCUGGAAGAUUGCGCGCUUCUCAGGUGGGAGCGAGUACGUGCUGAACGCCGAGGCAACGCUGACGAGCAUGACGCAUCAGAAGGCGUGGAGUCGGCCACCGCUGAGUUUAUCAUUUAGUCUGCUCAUGUUCACGAGCAGUGGGCUGUUGGUGCGGUAUCUGAAAGUCUUUGAGAAGAAUAAUUAUAGUAGUGUCAAGUGGGUGCGGUAUAUGACUCGCGCUGGAAGUUAUGAAAUUCGUUUCUAGUUUACUUUUAGAGAGUACCAUCAGUCUGCAUUGGCAUUGAUAUCUGCGACAUAUGCUAUCAUUGAGCUUGGUGUCUGGCGUUGUAUCUAUCUUGCAUUAAUCGUGUCAUGUCGUGACCGUACAAACAUUGGGCUGGCUGUAUUUGGACUAAUAGUAAUAGUAGGGUAAAUAUGGAGGUGCCUCUAUCCAUUUUAUAGUAUACAACCUCUGCGUGUACUGUACAUAGUACUGUCAAGCAAUAGUUAGGUAGUAGAGUAGUAUAGAGUACCGCAGUUAUUAACGAGCUACGGAGUAAAUAGGUAGGCAACGUAACGAGGAAGAUCAAAGAUAUAUACAACAACAAAGUC
Messenger RNA from Aspergillus ochraceoroseus IBT 24754, 1762 nucleotides. Its product is annotated as AP-2 complex subunit mu. NCBI's taxonomy places the organism in Eukaryota, Fungi, Ascomycota, Eurotiomycetes, Eurotiales, Aspergillaceae. Gene Ontology annotation, biological process: clathrin-dependent endocytosis; intracellular protein transport. Gene Ontology annotation, cellular component: cytoplasmic vesicle; AP-2 adaptor complex. The transcript has 3 exons. The record is from RefSeq and is a predicted model, not a curated record. Gene Ontology annotation, molecular function: clathrin-cargo adaptor activity. The coding region runs from base 81 to 1415 and encodes 444 amino acids.